This is a messenger RNA of Brachypodium distachyon (stiff brome), 1072 nucleotides long. RefSeq lists its product as uncharacterized. The transcript is spliced from 2 exons. Bases 78 to 887 code for a protein of 269 amino acids. The record is from RefSeq and is a predicted model, not a curated record. Lineage: Eukaryota; Viridiplantae; Streptophyta; Magnoliopsida; Poales; Poaceae. Gene Ontology annotation, molecular function: S-adenosylmethionine-dependent methyltransferase activity.
CCGGUAAAUUUGCGGCCCGUCGGCCAACUAACGAUUGAGUCCCCAGUCUCGUCCACGGCAAGGAAACCAACCACGACAUGCUCUGCGCUCCGCCGCAAACGCUGCGCCCAACAACACGGCGGCCGCUCCCUCCGCGAUGCUCCGGCGCCAGCGCGCCUUCGCCGUCGCCCUCCUCGGGCGCCAGCGGCGGCAUCCGGCGGCUCGUGCUCAACCCGGAGGGCCGCGCGAAGCUGGACGCGCGCCCCGACCGCGACUUCUACGCCUUCCCGCGCCUCGUCAAGCACGUGGACGACGGCUUCCUCGCCGCGCUCACUGACCUCUACCGGGAGCGGCUGCGCCCGGACACGGACGUGCUGGACCUCAUGAGCUCCUGGGUCAGCCACCUGCCCCCCGAGCUCUCGUUCCGGCGGGUCGUCGGCCACGGGCUCAACGCGCAGGAGCUCGCCAAGAACCCGCGCCUCGACUACUUCUUCGUCAGCGACCUCAACCGGGACCAGCGGCUGGAGCUCGAGAGCGGCUCCUUCGACGCCGUGCUCUGCACCGUCAGCGUCCAGUACCUGCAGUCGCCUGAAAAGGUUUUUGCGGAGAUCUACAGGGUGCUGAAGCCGGGGGGAGUGUGCAUCGUGAGCUUCAGCAACCGGAUGUUCUACGAGAAGGCGAUCGGGGCGUGGCGGGAGGGGUCAGCCUACAGCCGCGUGCAGCUCGUGACGCAGUACUUCCAGUGCGUCGAAGGGUUCACGCAGCCGGAGGUGGUCAGGAGGCUGCCCUCGGACGCUGGCGGGAAGGCCGACUCGUCGCCGCUCGCCGCGCUGAUGAGGCUGUUCGGACAGGCGAGCUCCGACCCGUUUUACGCCGUCAUCUCCUACAGAAACUUGAAGCCCAUGUGAGAUCUUAUUCGGUUCGCGAUGCAGUAAUAAUGUCUCAAUGUGCCUAGCCUGGCGGUUUACAUGUAGUGCCGACAUUGGGACUCUGUAAUGUGUACGGUGUCGUGUGUGUUACGACAAAAUUAUAGUGCUACCUGAAUUCCUGAAGACCAUUUCCAGAAGUGGCUUUUUUCCCCGCACGCUACAUA